GCGCUGGCCGCCACCGCCGGAUCGCUGACAGGCGGGGAUCCUGUGACACCUCUCUGCAGCCCGGCACUUGUUGCUCACAGGACCUGCGGCCAUCCCUGAAUCCACCUUUCCAGCCCUUGCCUCCUGUCCCCCACCCUGUGAUCAGCCGGGACACUGGUCUCUCAGACAUCGCUGUCCCCGGCUUAAGAAAUAGAUUAGAGAAAAAAAAAUAUUGAACGCGGCUCUGAAGAGGGGCCCCGCCGAGCAGCGGCAGCAGCAGGAGCGCAGAGCGCUGGCCCGGGUGCCGCAGAGGUGGCGCCUCCCCGGCCCGGGACGCUGGCCCCGGGCGCCGACGGCAUGACGGACGCGGCGACGGCUAACGGGGACGACAGGGACCCCGAGAUCGAACUCUUCGUGAAGGCUGGAAUCGAUGGGGAGAGCAUCGGCAACUGUCCCUUCUCUCAGCGACUCUUUAUGAUCCUCUGGCUGAAAGGAGUCGUGUUCAAUGUCACCACCGUGGAUCUGAAAAGAAAGCCAGCAGACCUGCACAACCUGGCCCCUGGCACCCAUCCGCCCUUCCUGACCUUCAACGGGGAUGUGAAGACGGACGUCAAUAAGAUCGAGGAGUUCCUGGAGGAGACUUUGACCCCUGAAAAGUACCCCAAACUGGCUGCGAAACAUCGGGAGUCCAACACGGCAGGCAUCGACAUCUUCUCCAAGUUCUCUGCCUACAUCAAAAACACGAAGCCUCAAAACAAUGCUGCCCUUGAGAGAGGCCUGACCAAGGCACUGAAGAAACUUGAUGACUACCUGAACACCCCUCUGCCAGAGGAGAUCGAUGCCAACACUCGCGGGGAUGAUGACAAGGGCUCCCGGCGCAAGUUCCUGGAUGGGGACGAGCUGACUCUGGCUGACUGCAAUCUGUUGCCCAAGCUCCACGUGGUCAAGAUUGUGGCCAAGAAAUACCGGAACUAUGACUUCCCGGCUGAGAUGACAGGCCUGUGGCGGUACCUCAAGAAUGCCUACGCCCGGGACGAGUUCACCAACACCUGUGCAGCGGACACAGAGAUCGAGCUGGCCUACGCAGACGUCGCCAAGCGCCUCAGCCGAUCCUGAGCUGGCCAUCUUGCCAUCACUGCUCCAGAAGGACUCAGCUUCUCCCAAAGGACUCCUCUUCCGCAUUGCCUCGGGAAACGUUUUUUCAUCAGGUCACAUCUUGCGGGCAUCAUCAAAACUCCAGGCUGCUGUUUUUUAUGACUGUCAGCGCCAACCCCACCUGCUCAUGUGGGAAUCUGCAAGCAGGAAUGAUAGAAAUAGUCAAGCUCUCAGCCUUUGGGCCUGGUCUGGGUUCAGCGUAUUUGGGGGCAGUGUUGAAGAAUUCAGGUGUGGCAUUGUCACUGUCCCCUUCUGCCAAUAUCAGACUAUCUCCUCAGAUGUGUUAGGAACAUGCAAAGUGUCCUCUUCCUCCUCUUUGUCACUUGAAGGCCAAGGCCAAAUGCCAUCUUAGUUCUCAUUAGACCGAGAUCCACCGCUCUUAGGCAUGACAGAGAGUGAAUGGAGAAGACUGAGCAGGCUGUGGAUUGGGUGUCUGGCAGGCACCCCUUCAGCCACUCACUAAUUUCUGACACUCUUGUCACCUUGGGCACUGAAGGCCAGAUGGGAAAAGCACUUCAGACACAGCCUCGGUUUGCGGCUGUGCUGUGAAUGCUUCAAGGCCACGGCACCCCUGGCCCACGCUGACCUCUGCUUUCAUGCUAUCCGGGCCUUGCCAGGAAAAGAAGUCGGCAUGCACUUCAAACUGGGGUGACUGGGAAGGGAGGGUUGGGGAGCAGUGUCGAUGCCAAAAGACCCACAGGGGUCCAUCAGCCAUGGAGUUUGCUUGCGUAGGGUAGUUGUUUCCUUGGAGACUGCACGCCUGGGUUUGACUGUGUUUAUCCGCGAGUGCAUUUGGGUCUGUGAGAAAGGGGAUGGGGGCGGUGGAGGAAUGAGUGAAGAUAAGUUCUUCACGUGGCUCAGCGUUCCCUGGAAAUCUUUUAGAGAGGUCUUCUCUCUCAUGAUCUAACUUGAGUCUUCAACUGAUGAUGCAUCUAACUACUAGCCUUAGAGCAAAAAUGCAAGAAUUGGCCAAAAAUGACUUUCCAGUCUCUUCAAGUUGUUUCUGGAUCUGGGUCUGCCAGCUGGGUGCUCUCGGGCAGCCGCUCGUGGGUGCAAGAUCCAUUUAGGAGGUGGCAUGAUCAUGGAACACCUUAGGAAGAAAGUCCAUGGGCCUUUCUGACUGGGAAACCAUGUGGUUUGAACUCAAAGAAAAAUAGAUGCCCACCUGGGUUCGUUUUCCUACCAUCUGACUCAACUGCCAGAUGAAAACAAGGAAACUUUUUUUAACUAAUAUUUCACUCCUUAGACGUUCUCCUUGAGUUUCACCUCCUUAAACGCUUACCCGACUUGAGCGGGGGGACCUGUGCAGCGGAAACUAAGAAAAAUGAACUAAUCAUUGGCUCCCUCUCCCAGCGAACGCCCUUGAGAAAAUCCACCCGCCACAGCCGCAGCCCCUCACCUUCGACAUCCUCCUUCUGUGCUGCCCGCUGCUCCAGGGGGAGGCUCCCAAGUGCCCAAAGCCCCAAGACGUGGCUCAUAGCUCAGCGAGGGCAGGACAGCACUGUCCUUUCCAUAGAAACAUCAAUAAAUUCUAACCCCAGCCACCCCGAGACCUACCUGCAUCCAGGGAUCUCUGAAGAAAAAAAGUGACCCAUUGAUCAGAGCAGAGGGGAGGAAGCAGGCGUCUCCUGUAACCCAUGGAGGAAGAGGACAUUUCCCAGUAGGACACUUUAUAAGCCAGCCGGAGAGCUUUGCAAAUGCAGAAGGAGUUGAUUCAUUUCCACUUCUAAAUAAACCUUUCCACAACUCCCUGGAAACUUAGUCCCUGGAGAUGUUUAAAAAGGAGAACUGGUGAGGAAACAGUCCUUUUUCUGUAGGGAAAAGCCCCAAGCUGGCCUCCUGGGAGAUGAAAACUUGAAUGAUCCCAAAGGCCUUUUAAUUAGUGCGAAAUCCUCUUGUCCUCCCAGGAAAUCCUGCCCCGGACCUAACGGCACAGGCUCGAUGACCUAGGAAGCAGUUGACUUUCCUGAGACCCACAGGGACGCUGUUCUCAAAGCACUUCCGUGUUGCACAGCCCGAACGACAGAGAAAACAGAAGGACUCCGGGGAGAACGGCUGCCCCAGAGAAGUUAUGGGACGCUAAUGACUCGGAUUUGAUAUUCAGAAUUCAGCAGUUGGCAAGUCUUUACCAAGUAUUUAAAACCAAACAAGCCAAACCAAAUCAAUAUUGUUGUUUCUAGAUAUUCCUUCUGUGGUUGAGUUAGUUUUACAUCACUAACAAUAUUCUGGCACUGGCGGAGGCAGUUAUGUGAUCAGUUGUAAGCAUUUAAAGGAGGGCAUGGAGCUACAGAUAGAAGGCACUUCUGUGGACUUCAUUCAGGAAUAUCUUUUUGUUUCAACAGUAGAUUAUCAUAUAAUGCAACGGACUAUUGACUUAGAGCUUUAGUGUCUGAUGGCCAGAUUAUCAGAGUACUUUUAAAUAACAGUAAUAUAACCUUCUGAUUAUUUUUUUUAAAGGAGAUUUUCUUCUAGGUCCUUCAGCCUCCCUUGGUUUUGGCCAUAACCUUGUCAUAAACAGAGCAACUCGUCUCCUGGCAACAGUGUGAUGAGGUCCUUAGUUGUCCCCAGAACCCACCCACUCAAGGAGCACUGAAGGUCUGCGGUUUGCACUCCAUACCCCAGAGUUAGAAGACAGGGGGUAACCCUUGUCCCUGGUCUUGAGUGAAUAUUGACGCCUCAAAGAGCAUUUCAGUGGCACUGAAAGGGGAUUUAUUUGGGUUGAGAUCCUGUUUUCUUUUGGAUUUAUUUCUCUCCCUUGACUGUCACGUCACUAUUUUUUAUGGGGCAGUGUAGCGGGAGGAAGGCGGAGGCAGAGCAACGUCAGGAUGACUGUGUUGAAUUUACCCAUCUACGCGGUACUGCCUCCCUCUCAGCUCGGCCCACAGAGAAGGUGUGGGAUAAGAUUUUAACAACUACAGAAGAUGAGCUGGAGAAGUAAAAUCUUGACUGUUCCAGAGCAUAUCCUUCUAUUUUGUGCCUCAUAUCCUGACAGAGGGAGUCAAAUGCCUGACAAUUCAGAAUCACAGGCAUGAGGAUGACUAUCUUAUUUUAAACAAAGGGGUAUAGCUGCCUGGCACCAAACUAAUGAGCUGAAAAGUGAAAAAACACACUCCAUCAGUUUAUUUGGCCACACAGUCUCAGACUAGUUUCAGCUUCCCAGGAAAUGCCGCUGUCCUCGGUCUUCACUUCUGCUGGUGGAGCCAGCGAGGAUCUUGAUCUUUUCAUCAGAAAAAGGCUCUGUCAAGAGUGAGGUUUCGUGGGCUGCAUUUCCUAGCGUUUGUCAAAUGAAACAACAGAAGCUCUUCACGGCACUGUGCCCACUGGCCACUCUACAGACAGACAAUACCACGCACCUUAGAACUGCCCCAAAAUGGAUCACAGCCUGGAAUAGACCCCGAAGAUCUAGGAGUCCCAGGAAUCAGCAAGACCUGGACAAACAGAAUUAAAAGGGAGGUAGAGUCAGGAAGGUACAGGUCUCUCUAGUAAGAGUUUUCCAUCAUGAGAAACCUGUGAGAGCCUGUGUCUAAAAUUAAACUGGACUAGUGACAGCAGACCUCCAGUGGGCACUCCAUGACUUACCUCUCUUCCCACUAGCCAGGAGCCAUUUCAAUAGCGGAGUGAAUCAAGAUGCUGGUGUCUCCCUCCUUGGAAAGAUGAAGCAUUAGCUCAUGGUUAAAGCUGAGUUCAUGAUUCCCAAGGGAUCACUUCCUUAUUUUUUUAUAUGACAUUAAAAAGAAUCUUAAGCAUUAGAGAAAGAAGUGUGCAUGUGAAGCAUCCUGAUUCCGAUGUUAGGGAAACAGACAGGGGUCACAUCAUUGGCCUUGGGGCCCUGUGUGUACACAAGGCUCAUUGUCUUUUGUCCAAUGCUCUUUAGCAUUCAAACCAAACAACAGGGCCCUCCUCCUGAUUGCAUAUUCCUCUCCCUUUGUCAAUAUUCUUCUCCCAGCUUAGUUUCAGGAUAUUUUAUUUCAGAAUUAGGUAUGAUCCAAAGUGUGUAGAAUUUUGUUUAAUAUUACUUAAAGAAGUAGAUCCAAUGCUCCCCUCGUCAACCAAAAAUAAGAUGAAAUAUUGCCUCAUAUAGGGUUUGGCCUAAUCUGUGUUUCUAUAAAAGCAAUCUGUUUUUUGGCAUAACAUAGUUUCAAGGAUCCACUUAUCUAAGGUAUUCUAUGUAGAGUUAGAGAUUUCACAAGAUUGACUAUGCAUUUAUUUAAAAGAUAAAAUAUCCAGCUGAUGUUUGAAUUUGUCUUUUACUGACUACCUGGUUGUUCCAUUUUAUAAGCUGGGAAGUGAACUAAUUUAGCAAAAGAUGCCUAGCUUUUACAAAAGAACAAACAUUUUAUUUUAUAAAGACACUCCAAAUGGUGGUUACUUGAUUUUCUCAAGACCUUUAACUGUGGUGAUAAAAUAACAGGACUUGCUUUCAAGCCUUAAUAAAUGUAAAUUGUCUUUUAAUGAAGAGAAUGCUGAGUGUUUUCACAUGAAUCUGAACCAGUUAUAAAUUUGUUUCCCAGUCUUGAUUGAUAUUGACUGAUUCAAAUAAAGUUGGUUUAUUUUCAAAUAUUACAAAA
Messenger RNA from Equus quagga, 5702 nucleotides. It is a transcript of the gene CLIC5, whose product is annotated as chloride intracellular channel 5. NCBI's taxonomy places the organism in Eukaryota, Metazoa, Chordata, Mammalia, Perissodactyla, Equidae. The coding region runs from base 337 to 1095 and encodes 252 amino acids. The transcript has 6 exons. The record is from RefSeq and is a predicted model, not a curated record.